This is a messenger RNA of Orbicella faveolata, 2820 nucleotides long. RefSeq lists its product as uncharacterized. Lineage: Eukaryota; Metazoa; Cnidaria; Anthozoa; Scleractinia; Merulinidae. The record is from RefSeq and is a predicted model, not a curated record.
GGUAGCAAUACUAUCUGUUACUUUAUGUUAAGGGGCCGGAAGCAGAGUGAAUCGUUGUUAAUGAUUGAGUGAUAAAUCUUAAUCUGACCAAUAGUUGUGUUGUGACUUGCCAAGAACAGACUUGAACCUCGUAAAUCUUUUCCCUUUAGAUAACUUACGCUGUUGAAAGGAAAGCAAUCCAGUAGUCUUUCCAAUGGCUAAAGUCGGCUUAGCGUUCUCAGGAGGGGGAAUAAGGUCAGCGGCCUUCUGCUCUGGUGUCCUUCGCAGACUGCUUCAGCGGAACGCUAACCUGGAUUAUCUGAGCGCCGUGUCAGGGGGCGGUUACACAGGCUCCGCUUACAUGGACUGGAAAUUUCGCCAUGACAAGCAAGACAACAAGGAUUGGCAUCUGAAAUUUUUUGAUCACCUCCGCCAAAGAAGUGGCAUCUUUUGCGACUGGCAAAGGCCUCUUCAUGGAAUCUUUGAUUGCAUAAUCUUGUUCUGUCUACCGGUGUUUGUAGCUCUAGUGGUUCCUCUUAUUCUGUGGUUUGCCUAUGCCUUUCCGCUUGCUUACGUUGUUGACUUCCUUGCAGGUGAUAUUAUACGCGGUGGAAUUAUAACAAAGCGCGACAGCUCUACCAUGUUGGUUAACGAAACUGUCCAGGAAUGCCUGCAACGGCGGAAACGAAAGGCCAUUGAGAGAUUUUGCUUGUUUGGGGCUCCUCUAGUCCUGGCAUUUCUCUCAUACUUCCUUUUGUUGUUGUUCCCUGGAAUAAAAACUGCUAUUUCCUUCAUGAUCACCACAUGCGGAGCUAUCUUUGGCUUGGUGUUUCUUCCUUGCUUUUUCCACGACGUUUUGGAGUUUAUACCCACGUGGAUGAAAUUCUUGGUCAUUCUUCCAUCCGUCCUGCUGUGGUGGCGUCUUCAAAAGGCAUUGUACACACCUUCGAGUGUCAGCCGCUGCGGUUGUGCUGGGAUUUCGUUUCGAGACUUUUUUCUCAGCUGCCCAACGUGCAAGCGAGUCAACCCGAUGAACCUUGACCCUGACCGACCGCUGACUUUAGAAGACCUUGAAAACGUCAAACCGAUCUACAUUAGCAAUGCAGUCGUCAAUCGAUGGAGACGCACUACCUCCCCGACAGAACCAGAUUACGAAGCUCUGAUAAUGUCUCCGCAAGGAAUUGAAAGACUGGAUAGGUCUCCUCAGGAGCGCGAAUUUGAAGGCAAAUUGAUGCCGGAGGAUGUUUAUUUGUCCGAUGCCAUGGCAACAUCUGCUGCUGCCGUCGACCAUCACAUGGGUGCCCUUGAAGGGGGCCAGCGGGAAACGUUCAAAGAUUUAAAGGUGACGCUUGGAAUAGCGAUGGGUACGUCAAUCCUGGGGAUCCCAGGCAAGAAAGAACACUCAAUAUGUGUCUUCAGGUACCUUGCAGUGCACAUACCAUACAUAAGCUAUGUUCGUAAAACACUAAACCAGGGGCCCAAUCCUCCUCCUGUUUUGCGUCUAAGCGAUGGUGGCCACGUUGAAAAUCUUAGUAUCUUACCCCUUUUAAAACUGAGGCUGAAAAAGAUCAUCUCUGUCCACGGUGGGAGGGUGGCCUCUGAUCAAGAAUUUUGCAGCACCUUGUUAAAUGCGCUGGAAAUGGCAAGAAAGAAGUUGAGAUGUUCAUUCACUGCGUUGAAUGGUCGUGAUAUUAGCGAAGACAUUCGAGUGAAUCUUUUGGAGCGAAGUCCUGGCAAUCAACCUAGGAGUUACAGAGAGAAGAAUUACUAUCAACUUACGUUACCUUCAAGGUUCAAAGUCGACUAUUUCGACAAAGACCCAGAUGGAGAUAAAGAUCACAAGGUUGGAGAGGCUGAGGUGCUUUUCAUUGCUCCAAGACACCCAAAUAAGGGAAUCAAGAUGGUAGAACCAAUGACGUGGAGAAAUGCUCUCAGUGACAUUGAUGAAGAUCUUGACGAGCACAACUGGGGGUCUGGGCCGGAGCUUCAUGCGAAAGAGGUCGACCGACUGACAUUCUGUUGCUGUGAGUGUUGCCAUGGGGACGCUUGCCAGGGACUAUCCGAGGGAAUGUGUGGAGCUUUUCCCCAACAUUCCACCUCUAAUCAAUUUUUCACGCCAGCGAUGUUUACUGCUUACCACAGGGAGGGGUAUCGCGCAUGCUUUGAAGCAAAAGCCGUAGAGUUUCUGAACGAGCAACCAACUACAGCAACCAGUGCCGAUCAGAUUCGCUUGGAGGAGAUUGUCGACGAAACAAAUACAAAGUUUUAAACAAAUGUCAUUCAGUGAAAUAGAAUUAUCAACUACGCUACGGAUGUAAUGGCAGCCAGCUCUCUUAACGUUAUAUCUUUACUGAGUACAAUUUAGAGCAACAUGGUCCUACCUUUUUAUCAGUUUACCCUGUCUAAAUUUGUAAAUUGCUCUUUAAAUAAUUUCUAUUCGUUUUAUCUUUUCUGAACAUUUGACAUUGUCGGAUAUCUUCUAAGUGUUUCCGAGCUAUAACCUGUAAAGUUAAAGAAAUUAUUGUAUUUUUGGGAUGCAUAUUGAAAUUGGGCAAUACAUGGACACUGUAAUUGCUCUCAUAUACAAAAAAAUUGUCUUUCUUUAGAUUUCCUUGACCGUAGACAUGUAUUAUCGCAAAUAUGUAUAUGCUUAUGUCAGAGUUACUCAUUGGUAACUUCCUGGCAACUCAGAUUUCAGGAGUUGUGGCAUAAUCUUUUACGACUUCGCUUGGACAAUGAGUGAACACCGGCGGCUCUUGGUCUAAAACGACAAUUUUGGCGCUGUCAAAGACGUAAUAUAUCAAACACGAAAGACCGUGGUUGACCACAUUUCCAAACACC